UUCUCGCCGUUCCCUCCGCAGCCGAUACCGCCCGCGCUCGCUCCCGCCCCCGGCGCGACACCCGCUUCUAGCAACGGGGAGGCGGCGGCGUCUGCCCGCGACGAGCGGGGGGCGGCAGCGCCCGGUGGGGCUGGGGAGAACCAGCAGGAACAGGGUCUCCUCUCGUUUCUUCACCGCCGGUCUCGGGAGGCGGCGGCGGCCAGGGGAAGCGAGCCCGGGGGGGCCUCGGCUGCGGGCCCCGGCAGCGGGGCGGCCCCGCCCCGAGGCAGGACGAUGCCGGUGAAGAAGAAGAGGAAGUCCUCGGGGGUGGCGGCGGCGGACGACACCGGCCUCAAGAAAUGCAAACUCGGCAGAUCACAAGCAUCUGGUAAAGUAAUAAGUGGAGAGGAGCAUUUUUCAAGCAAAAAGUGCCUGGCUUGGUUUUAUGAAUAUGCAGGUCCUGAUGAAGUUGUAGGCCCUGAAGGAAUGGAAAAGUUCUGUGAAGACAUCGGUGUUGAACCUGAAAAUAUUAUUAUGUUAGUUUUAGCCUGGAAACUAGAGGCUGAAAGCAUGGGAUUUUUUACCAAGGAAGAAUGGUUAAAAGGAAUGACCUCAUUACAGUGUGACUGUACAGAAAAAUUACAGAGUAAAUUUGACUUCUUACGGUCACAGUUGAAUGACAUUUCAUCCUUUAAGAAUAUCUACAGAUACGCCUUUGAUUUUGCAAGGGAAAAAGACCAGCGGAGUCUUGAUAUUGAUACUGCAAAAUCCAUGUUAGCUCUUCUGCUUGGAAGAACUUGGCCACUGUUUUCAGUAUUUUAUCAAUACCUGGAGCAAUCGAAGUAUAGAGUUAUGAACAAGGAUCAGUGGUACAAUGUACUAGAGUUCAGCAGGACUGUCCAUGCAGAUCUUAGCAACUAUGAUGAAGAUGGUGCAUGGCCCGUACUUCUGGAUGAAUUUGUUGAAUGGCAGAAAGUUCGUCAAGCGUCAUAGCAAAAAUUCAAAAGAAAAUGCAAAAGGUUUUUUUUUGUGCCCGCCUGUACACAAAGUAAUGAGAAAAACAAAGGAUUGCAUUUUCAUUCAUAAGAAAGACUUUACAGUAAUUUUUUUUUCCUUUUUUAAGGAGACUUUCUUGUUACAUGUGAUAUGGGCAUUGAACCACACCUCUUCUGAGACUGAAAGUUGGAGUUCUUGUUUUGAGUCUUAUGUUUAUAGCAUUUAUUUCAGAACAAUAAAGAUUCAGAUUUGUGACAAAGGCCUAAAAGUGAAGGAUGUCCCUUGAA
Molecule: messenger RNA, 1262 nt
Organism: Vidua macroura (Pin-tailed whydah)
Lineage: Eukaryota; Metazoa; Chordata; Aves; Passeriformes; Viduidae
Gene: DCUN1D5
Product: defective in cullin neddylation 1 domain containing 5
Exons: 8
Coding region: 274-972 (232 amino acids)
Biological process (GO): protein neddylation; positive regulation of ubiquitin-protein transferase activity
Cellular component (GO): ubiquitin ligase complex
Molecular function (GO): ubiquitin conjugating enzyme binding; ubiquitin-like protein binding; cullin family protein binding
Source: RefSeq, a predicted model, not a curated record